Molecule: messenger RNA, 693 nt
Organism: Cooperia oncophora
Lineage: Eukaryota; Metazoa; Nematoda; Chromadorea; Rhabditida; Trichostrongylidae
Source: the annotation of a GenBank genome assembly
AUGUGUACUAUUUCAGGUGACAUAGGCAAUUAUUACUAUGGGCAAGGACACCCCAUGAAACCUCAUCGUAUACGUAUGACCCACAAUCUACUGCUUAAUUAUGGCCUUUAUCGCAAGCUUGAAGUUUAUAGGCCAACCCCGGCCACUUUCGAAGAAAUGACCAAGUACCAUUCCGACGACUAUAUGAUGUUUCUCAAGAACAUUCGACCGGAUAACAUAUCUGAUUACACGAAGCAGAUGCAGCGCUUCAAUGUCGGGGAGGACUGUCCUGUAUUCGAUGGAGUCUUCGAAUUCUGCCAGUUAUCAUGUGGGGGAUCUUUGGCUGCUGCAACAAAGCUCAACCGCAAACAUGCUGAUAUUGCUAUUAAUUGGAUGGGUGGUCUUCAUCAUGCGAAGAAGAGUGAAGCCAGUGGAUUCUGUUACAGUAACGACAUAGUACUGGCCAUACUCGAGCUACUCAAACAUCAUCAACGUGUUCUCUACGUUGAUAUCGAUAUUCAUCAUGGAGAUGGUGUGGAAGAAGCUUUCUACACCACCGAUAGAGUGAUGACGGUGUCGUUCCACAAGUAUGGGGAGUAUUUCCCAGGAACCGGCGAUCUUAAGGACAUCGGAGCCGAGAAAGGAAAAUAUUACGCUCUCAACUUUCCAUUACGUGAUGGCAUUGAUGAUGAUACCUACGAGGUCUGGUAUAAU